This is a messenger RNA of Adineta ricciae, 561 nucleotides long. The record is from the annotation of a GenBank genome assembly. NCBI's taxonomy places the organism in Eukaryota, Metazoa, Rotifera, Eurotatoria, Adinetida, Adinetidae.
AUGGCAGCUUCCGCUCGUCUUCAAAAAGAGCUUGAAAUAAAGUCCAAGCAAGCUUUGGCAACAACCAAAGACCCUCUAGAACGCUUACGUGCCGCAUGCCUAGCACGGGGUGCUCAAGGUAUCAAAGGUCUCUCCAUUUUAUUUAAGAUUAUGGACGAUGAUAAGAACCGAAAGUUAAGCUUAGAAGAAUUUCAAAAGGGUGUUGAAGAUGGAUCUAUCGACUAUGAGGAGUUUUUACGUAAACUACGGCCUCCGAUCAAUAAUUUUCGUCUCGAUCUGAUCGCCAAGGCUUUCGCUAAACUCGAUAAGAAUCACGAUGGGCAAAUCACAGUUGAAGACUUACGUGGCGUUUAUAUCGUGAAAAAUCAUCCUAAGUAUGUGAAUGGCGAAUGGAGCGAAGAUCAAGUUCUGCGACAUUUCCUCGAUUGUUUCGAUUACGGUAAACACAAGGAUGGUAUCGUAACACGUGACGAGUUUGUUGAUUACUAUUCGGGUGUUAGUGCAUCAAUUGAUAACGACAUGUACUUCGACUUGAUGAUGCGAAACUCAUGGAAAAUCUAA